AUGCGAGGCGCAGGCGUGGGAGCCCGCACGGCGCCCUUCCGGUGCCCGGCUGCCACCUCCCGGGCGGUAUCUCGCACGCCUCGGGGCCCCCUGCGCCCUCGGGCCAUUGCCGCCCCCUCGGCGGUACCCUUUCUGCCCAGUGCGGACCACCUCCAGGAAUGGGGACCUCAGAGCUGGAAGCAGCGCGAGGCGCUGCAACAGCCGAACUACCCCAACCAGGCUGAGCUGGACGAGGCUGUGGCCCAGAUCGCGGCCUUCCCUCCCCUGGUCUUCGCCGGCGAGUGCCGCACGCUGCAGUCGCGCGUGGCCGCGGCGGCGGCGGGCGAGGCCUUCCUGGUGCAGGGCGGGGACUGCGCGGAGGCCUUCUCUCAGUUCAACGCCAACCGCAUCCGCGACCUGUUCCGCCUCCUGCUCCAGAUGUCGGUGGUGCUCAUGUACGGCGGCGGCGUGCCCGUGGUCAAGAUCGGGCGGCUGGCGGGGCAGUUUGCCAAGCCCCGCUCCGCCGACCUGGAGACGGUGGACGGGCAGUCGCUGCCCAGCUACCGCGGCGACAUCAUCAACGGCCCCGAGUUCACCCCCGAGGCGCGCGUUCCCAACCCGGCCCGCCUCGUGCGCGGGUACAACCAGUCGGCGGCGACGCUGAACCUGCUGCGCGGCUUCGCCACGGGCGGCUACGCGGCGCUGGACCGCGUGAUGCAGUGGAAUCUGGACUUCACGCGCGGGAGCGAGGAGGGGCGCGCCUACCGCGACCUGGCGUCGCGCAUCGAGGAGUCCAUCACCUUCAUGCGCGCCUGCGGCCUGGACAUGCACUCCGCCAUCAUGCGCGAGACCGACUUCUACGUCUCGCACGAGGCACUGCUGCUGGACUACGAGGCCGCGCUGACGCGCGAGGACUCCACCACGGGCCUCUGGUACGGCUGCUCAGGACACUUCCUGUGGUGCGGCGAGCGCACGCGCCAGCUGGACGGCGCGCACGUGGAGUACCUGCGGGGCGUGGGCAACCCGUUGGGCGUCAAGGUGAGCGACAAGGCCGACCCCGCAGACCUCGUAGCCCUCAUCGCCGCGCUGAACCCUGAAAACACGCCGGGGCGGCUGGCGGUGAUUGUGCGCAUGGGCGCGGCUAAGCUGCGCGAGCGCCUGCCCGCGCUGCUCGCCGCGGUGGGUGCCGCGGGGCAGGUGGUCACCUGGAUCUGCGACCCCAUGCACGGCAACACUGAGGCGGUCCAGGGGUACAAGACGCGGCGCUUCGAAAAUGUGCGCGCGGAGCUGGAGGCCUUCUUCGAUGUGCACGAGGCCGCAGGGACGGUGCCCGGCGGCAUGCACCUGGAGAUGACGGGCGACGACGUCACCGAGUGCAUCGGCGGCGGUGCCGCGGUGACCGAGCUGGACCUCAGCUCGCGCUACCACACCCACUGCGACCCACGUCUGAACGCGGAGCAGGCGCUGGAGCUGGCCUUCUACUGUUUCGGGCGGACGAGGAAGUGGUCGCUCACCACCGCGCUGGGCGUGAAGAUCAGCGAAGUGCCCCCCGGCACCACCAUAUGUGUGAUGUAG
Molecule: messenger RNA, 1554 nt
Organism: Auxenochlorella protothecoides
Lineage: Eukaryota; Viridiplantae; Chlorophyta; Trebouxiophyceae; Chlorellales; Chlorellaceae
Product: Phospho-2-dehydro-3-deoxyheptonate aldolase 1, chloroplastic
Exons: 3
Coding region: 1-1554 (517 amino acids)
Biological process (GO): aromatic amino acid biosynthetic process
Molecular function (GO): 3-deoxy-7-phosphoheptulonate synthase activity
Source: RefSeq, a predicted model, not a curated record